UUCGUUGUAUUACGGGAAAGAGGCGGAGCCAUCUAAUCCACCUGUCCGAUGGGUGUAAAGUUUCCACUAGGAAGCUCUGGACAUUAAAGCGGCUUCGCGGGGCAGGAUAAGAUACAUAAUAUCCAGCUGGCUCAGGGCGUGACAUUCUGUAUCUUUGUUUUAUUCGUUUGCUUCAGCCAGAGCGAUUCGAUCUGUUAUGGAUAUCUCAUGGCGUUCUGCGAUUUUAUAGUAUUGCCCUGGAAAUUUGGGGACUGGGUGUAGAUCGGUUUGGAUGCGCGUUCGCUAACAAAGAAAGGGGCGCAUCGGGAGCGCAGCGCGUUUAGUACGGGCGGGGUGGUGAUGCGCCGAGGCUACAGUAGCGAAGACGCUCAGCCGGCCGCAGAAUGGAGGAAGAUCACGUCCUGCCCGACUUCAGAGACAUCGAGAGCAAGUUAGGACGCAAAGUUCCCGAAAUCCUGAUCCAGUCGCUCAUGGAGGGUUUCCAGAAAACCAAAGACGAGAGGAAGCCGGCCGAUCCCGUCAAGCAGGCAAACUCCGGUGAUCUGCAGCGCCUGGAAAGCAAAAUGCUGCUUUUAAAGCAAGAAAUGGCGCACCUCCGUGCCAUCGAUGGCAAGCUGAUGCAGCAGCUACUCGCCAUCAACGAGGGCAUCGAGUCGAUCCGGUGGGCCGUGGAGGAGAAGGCAGUGUUGGCCAGCCACGACGGCAGUCAGUUCAGCCUGUGCAGCUUGUCGGAGAGCCCGGACGCGUCACCGCACGGCAGCUACAGCAGCCUGCUGGACACCAGCGACGGUCUGGACACCAUUUCUGUGGGCAGCUACCUGGACACCCUGGGGGAGGACACACCCGAGCACGCCUCACCCUCAGACCUGGAGUUCCUCUCCGACGGAGGCCCUGGGGAGAUGGGCUUGAAGGACCGUGCCCUUCGUAGGGAGCUCCGGGUUGAUGGCGAUGAAUACUACUGCUUCGGGUGAGGAGGCGGGAAAGAGGUACUCGUCUCGCCCGCGUACCGAAAAACGCACCAGCUCCGUGCUUUUGGACGCCUGCGGUGUCGGCCGACGUUAUCAGGAAACUGCUGCUGCUGCUUCUCAGGAUGGGGAAACGUCACACCAGGCUUCAGAAGGACUGGAAAACACAAGCCGCUGCCUCCGUAUCCCAGUCGAGGCACAAAGCCAAACAGCUACUCUACAGAAGAACAGCUACCCUACUCCAAAGAGCUGCUUUUUAUGCCAAAAACAAUCAUCCGGUUACAUGGGGAUUGGGGAAAUUAAAGGAUCUUACGGGUUUGAGUAAGAUAGGGUUUUACUCCAAAGACCGUUUAGGUACCUCGCAAGCUGAUUAAUUAUUUACAAAAGCGGGUUGAGUGAGGAAUUACGUGACAUUCACACUAACAAUCUCCAUUUUGUGGGGGGCAUUUUAGAGAAGCUUUGGAUCUCUGUGUUUUUGUUUUUUUUUUAAAACCGGGCUAUAUGUGUUAGCCCAAAGAAGAAGACGAUGACGAUGUAGCAUCUGUGCUAAAGUGCAAUUAACUUUACAGUAUGUCUACUAACUGGUACAAAACUGAUUAUUUUAAAACAAAUGUGUCUGCUGAUCAGACAGAUAGUAUUUUUCCAUUAAUAUUUUGUUAAUCCCGAUUGAGGAACCUCUCAAAGUGAAAUUUAAAACUUGAAGUUAGAAUAACCGCAGAAUCCAUGGUAAGAAGGGCCCAAGUGACCAUCUGAGCUGUUGGUGCUGUGUUGAGGUGAUGCCCCCUGGAGGGGAGAAGCUUGAAGGUAAACAGGAAACGGUACAUGGCAACCAAAGUCCGAAGUGCAUCCCAGCGCAAUGUUCCAUUCCGGUGAAAAACUAAACACAAAUUUGCCUUAAAUUAAAGGGCACUCUGGAAUUGAGUAAGUGAGCUUGGUGUGGCAGAGCGUGGAAACUGCGAUCCUAACUGCGUAGACUCGCCUGCUGCGCGGUUUACUCUUAAAUCCUCAAACAGCAACAAACUAACACUGCUUCGGCUUUAGCUAAUCAAACUUGUUCAGCCCUUGUCCAGAGUCAGACUUAACUCCUGGACUUUUUGUCCAGUGGGGAUAUUUGACCUUAGUUUCUUAUUUAAUGUACAGUUAAAGCUUUCCUUGUAAGACUACAAAUACACUUUAAUAGGAGUGCUAAAUCAGAGCAAUGUCUUUAGUAUGUGACUUGUGUGGUUGAUACAGAUGGUGAGUUUUCACAUUUCACAUUAUUUUUCUUUUAUUAACUGUCAGAGUGUUAAUGUGUUGAUUGUCAUUGUGCCUCCUGUGUAAUUGGUUGUUCUUAAUUUAUUGUUUGAAUUAUUUUUUAACUCAUUGGGGCAAUGAAAGAUUAGUCCCUUUUUAACCAAUAAAUAAUAUAUUCCGUUUUUUUUUUUUUUCUUUCUGGAAUGUUCUUUGAUUCUGUAACACUGAUCAGGAUGGGCAUGUGGAUUUUUGUUGCACUUCCAGUGACCGUUGCCAUACAUCCUGAAUCACACAUCCCAUAUGACCAGUCCUCUGUGACUACUUUCAUUCUCACUUCUGCUCAUUUAACACUGACGUGUCAUCCUGCCUUAUAAGGUCGUUCUCAAUUCAGUGCACCUACCCAGGUUUCAAAAUUAAAAUGCUUAAUUCUCACA
Paramormyrops kingsleyae is the source of this 2632-nucleotide messenger RNA. RefSeq names its product leucine rich adaptor protein 1-like. The record is from RefSeq and is a predicted model, not a curated record. NCBI's taxonomy places the organism in Eukaryota, Metazoa, Chordata, Actinopteri, Osteoglossiformes, Mormyridae. Gene Ontology annotation, biological process: positive regulation of canonical NF-kappaB signal transduction.